AUGGCUUUGAAUCUUGAGAAGCAGCUACUCUUUUAUGGCGCCUACCACAAUAAUCCCGUGAAUGUUGCGAUUCACAUGACAUGCGUCCCGAUACUUCUCUUCACUGGCGUUGCCCUGGCAUCUAACACACCAACCCUCAUCCCCACGCCUGAGGCUUUGCAGGUUGAGAAUCUGCCUCUCAACCUUGGGACGAUCGCUGCUAUAGUAUACUCGACGUUUUACAUCCUUUUGGAGCCCGUAGCAGGUGCCCUAGCGACGCCGCUCAUCAUCGGCAGUGCAGCCGGUGCGAAUCACCUUCUCAGUACCUACGGCACGAGCGCCAACUACUGGUUUGGUGGCAUUCACGUGGUUUCGUGGUUGGCGCAAUUCGUCGGCCAUGGUGCCUUCGAGAAACGGGCCCCUGCACUGCUGGAUAAUCUGGUGCAGGCUCUGCUGCUCGCUCCCCUUUUCAUCUGGAUGGAGAUUCUGUUCUUCUUCGGGUAUCGCCCCGAGCUGAAGAAGAGGUACCAUGAGAGUGUGAACAAGGAGGUCGCGGCAUUCAAGGCCCAGCAGAACAAGGCAAGCAAUUGA
Aspergillus aculeatinus CBS 121060 is the source of this 570-nucleotide messenger RNA. Its product is annotated as 2-hydroxy-palmitic acid dioxygenase MPO1. Gene Ontology annotation, biological process: sphingoid catabolic process. Gene Ontology annotation, cellular component: endoplasmic reticulum. The record is from RefSeq and is a predicted model, not a curated record. Bases 1 to 570 code for a protein of 189 amino acids. NCBI's taxonomy places the organism in Eukaryota, Fungi, Ascomycota, Eurotiomycetes, Eurotiales, Aspergillaceae. The transcript has 4 exons.